This is a messenger RNA of Phacochoerus africanus (Common warthog), 2035 nucleotides long. It is a transcript of the gene ALG1, whose product is annotated as ALG1 chitobiosyldiphosphodolichol beta-mannosyltransferase. Lineage: Eukaryota; Metazoa; Chordata; Mammalia; Artiodactyla; Suidae. Gene Ontology annotation, cellular component: endoplasmic reticulum. Bases 12 to 1421 code for a protein of 469 amino acids. Gene Ontology annotation, molecular function: mannosyltransferase activity. The transcript is spliced from 13 exons. The record is from RefSeq and is a predicted model, not a curated record.
GGCCCGCCAAGAUGGCGGCCUCCAGCGUCGCUCUGCUGGCGGUAUCCGUAACCCUGCCGCUGCUGCUGCUGCUGCUGCUGUUGCUGGUGGCGUGGAAGCGCUGGCGGUGGGGGCGCGCGUCCCGACACGUGAUGGUCGUGGUGCUGGGCGACCUGGGCCGCAGCCCUCGCAUGCAGUACCACGCGCUGUCGCUGGCCAAGAACGGCUUCUCCGUGACCCUCCUGGGGUUCUGCAACUCCAGACCCCGUGAGGAGCUCUUGCAGAGCGACAGAAUUCAGAUUGUGAGUUUGACAGAACUUCCGAGACUUACAGUUGGGCCCCACAUUCUCCAGUAUGGAGUCAAAGUUGUAUUUCAGGCAGUGCACUUGCUGUGGAAGUUGAUGUGCAGGGAUCCAGCCGCCUACAUCUUUCUCCAGAACCCUCCAGGCCUGCCUGCCAUUGCCGUCUGCUGGUUCGCGGCCUGCCUCUGCGGGAGCAAGCUCGUCAUCGACUGGCACAACUAUGGCUACUCCAUUAUGGGGCUGGUGCACGGCCCCGGUCACCGCCUCGUUCUGCUGGCCAAGUGGUACGAGAAGCUCUGUGGCCGCCUGUCCCACCUGAACCUGUGUGUGACCAACGCGAUGCGGGAAGACCUGGCAGAGAACUGGGGCAUCAAAGCUGUGACCGUCUAUGACAAGCCGGCAUCUUUCUUUAAAGAGACGCCCUUGGACCUGCAACACCAGCUCUUUAUGAAGCUGAGCCGCAUCUACUCCGCAUUCAGGGCCCGCUCAGAGCCCUCGGACUCGGACAUGGAGCGGUCGGCCUUCACAGAGCGGGAUGCCCAGAGGGCAGUGGUGACCCACCUUCACGGGCGGCCAGCGCUGUUGGUCAGCAGCACCAGCUGGACAGAGGAUGAAGACUUUUCCAUCUUGCUGGCAGCGUUAGAAAAAUUUGAACAGCUGAUCAACGAUGGAGAAAGCCUCCCUUCUCUGGUCUGUGUUAUAACAGGCAAGGGGCCACUGAAGGAGUAUUACAGCCACCUCAUCUGCCAGAAGCGCUUCCAGCACAUCCAGGUCUGUACCCCGUGGCUGGAGGCCCAGGACUACCCCUUGCUUCUAGGGUCGGCGGACCUGGGCGUCUGCCUGCACCGCUCCUCCAGCGGCCUGGACCUGCCCAUGAAGGUGGUGGACAUGUUCGGGUGCUGCCUGCCCGUGUGCGCCGUGAACUUCCCGUGCUUACACGAGCUUGUGAAACACGAGGAGAACGGCCUGGUCUUCGAGGACGCGCAGGGGCUGGCAGCUCAGCUGCAGUUGCUUCUCUCCAAGUUUCCUGAUCCUGCUGGCAAACUGAACCAGUUCCGGGAGAACCUCCGCGAGUCAGAGCAGCUUCGCUGGGAUGAGAGCUGGAAGCAGACGGUGCUUCCUUUGAUUUCGGACACAUGACCCCUCGGGGUGCCCACAGAAACCCCAGAAGUGUCUGUACUGGUGGAAAGGCCCUCACGCGGACGUCCUCCCCUCCCUCUUCCUCCCCAGAAGCCGGUCUGGUCCCCUCCUCUCCUCGCAGCCACCUCCGCUGCUGGCCAGUCCCCGGGCAAACUCUGUAGAGCAGCGCCGCCUGGUGGACGGCAGCUUAAAGGAAGGGGAAUUAAGUUACUUUAAUCUUUGGGUUUGUGGCCCGGCAAACUGGUUCUGCCUGGUUUCUUUGGAGGUGCUGAAUCUCUUCACUCGUAUUCUUUUUCAGUCUUGUGAAUCCCCCCCCACCCCCGAAUCUUAUGGCCUUCCUGUUAUUUGCUUGUGGCAUCUUCAGCUUCUCCUUGUUCCUCUUGUCUCCUGCUGUUUCUGCCUUUCUCAGCAUCCGACAGGUCAGGUAGUGUCCCUGACAUUCUGAUUUCUGUCUUGGAAACAGGUAUGCAGCCCACUGCACUGCAGGGGUUGUUAGACCGCCCAUGUGUACAGCAGGCUUGGCUCCCUGAGGGACGUGUGUCCAGGCUGGGGACAAACAGACUUUGUGUAUGUUUUUAUUUGCACAAAUGAAAUGCUUAUCACUGAGCCUUAAA